CCUCUGCUGCCUUUUUAGGGCUUUGUGUGUUGUUAAUUUCUGGCUGGGCUGUAGUACUUACUCCCUGAUUGGCUUGGAUUAGACGUUAGCUGUGCAAUUGUGUGCUGUGUGGGUGACGUCAGGGGGUUAUUUGUGAUAGCCCAGGGGACUGGUUGGGGCAGUUACGCUGUCAACCGCAGCUGGGGAAAGGCAGAUAGAUUAUAGAGAGACAGAGAGAGAGAGAGAGAAAGAUACAUCAGAAAGCCAAGGAACUGGAGACAAGACUCAGAACCACUUGGCCAAAGCACCUAUCGGAAUCACACGCAGAAGCUGCAGACGCCGAAUUCCCUCAGUAUGGAUAUCCUGGCGGUGCUGAACCUGAGCGAAGUCGCUCUUUAUUUUUCAAAGAUGUCCAUGUUCCCGCUUUUUGACUUGGCUUAUUACAUCGUGUCCAUUCUCUACCUGAAAUACGAACCAGGAUCAGUGGAUGUGUCCCGUCGUAAUCCAAUUGCCUCAUGGAUGUGUGCAAUGCUUUAUUGCUUUGCCAGUUAUAUAAUGGCUGAUGUACUGCUUGGAGAAUCCCCCCUCCAUUAUUUUAACAACACUUCUCACAUCUUGCUGGCAACUGCAGUUUGGUACCUAAUCUUUUACUGCCCGCUGAACCUUUUCUACAAAUGUGUGGCCUUCAUGCCUGUGAAGUUGGUCCUUACUGCUAUGAAAGAGGUGGUGCGGGUCCGCAAAAUUAGUAUGGGUGUUGUCCAUGCACACCACGCCUACCACCAUGGAUGGAUCAUCAUGGCUUUGGUUGGAUGGGCCAAAGGUGCUGGAGUUGCAUUGAUCUCCAACUUUGAACAGCUAAUUCGUGGAGUCUGGAAGCCAGAAACAAAUGAGUUUCUCAACAUGACCUUCCCGACAAAAGCUAGUUUGGUUGGAGCAGUUAUCUUCACCCUACAGCAGGCUCGCUGGCUUCCCAUAUCCAAACACAACAUCGUCUUCCUGUUCACUAUCUUCAUGGUUGUUACAAAGAUAUUCAUGACAGCGACACAUUCCCAUGGGUCACCUUUCGCUCCAAUUGAAGCCUUUAUUUGCCCCAUUGUCUUUGGGAAUGCCUGCAGUAUCUACGAUGAUCAUGAUCGUGUCUGUUCUCGUGACAAUAUGCAGAGCAGCACCCCUUGCAAUCUGUCUCCAUACACAGCCAAGACAAAGGAGGAACUUAAUGAAGGGACAAGGAAGAAGAAAUGCAAAAAGACUGAAUAAGUGAAACACUCCCACCACAGUUAUCAAUGCGUGCUGAAAGUGCAAUUUCUGGGACUUAAUGUGAUCUGGAAACUGUUACUAUGAGGAAAAUCGACAUAAUUGUACUCAUACAGUCUACUAGGGUUUGCGUUUGAGCUUGUCUGUCUCAUUAAAUGGAAAGAAAAAUGUGAACAAACAGUAGUUAGCCUAUCCUUCCCAGAGAUGUGUUUCCUAGUCUCAAGUUCCAUCUAGAAAAGACAGACAGCAUUAAUAUGGUAAUGAUUAAUCAGUGUCUCUGAGAGGUCAUUCAGGUAUAGAAUGUGAAGUAUAUGGAAAUAGUCAUCCAGAUUCUUUUUUAAAAUUGUUGGGAUGUACUGUUGGAAGUAUGUAAGGGGAAAUGCCUUAUUCACAUCUAGCCAACACUGUACUAGAUCAGAGAGAGCAUUAUUUUGUCACUGCAAAAGUGAACGUAAAUUCUAUUUCCCAGCAUUGUUACCUCAUAGAUCUUGGACUGAACAGCCAAAAAAAUGGAAGUGCUAUAAUUAUUAGCUAGUGCUGAAAUGGAAUGUUCUCUGCUGAUAAUUAGAGCACCUGCAUCGUUUUCAUUCUGGAUUCACAGUGGAAACACAGUCACUAAAAGUGAUUCCAGUUUUGACAGUGGAGCUGCGGCACAGUAGACAGAGGAAUGCCAUUUGUGCAUUCGUUAACCCUUAGUCCAUGAAUAUCUAUGGUAUAAAAUGCUAUAGCUGUAUUUGUACCACAGAUAUUUGCUAGAAAUGCCACAUCAGGAAAAUUCAGGGUAAAAGUAGGUCAAUGUGCCUUUUUAAAAGAGAAACUCAUUCUCCUUCUGUUAUGGUCUCCUCAUUCUUUACACACGCACACUACAACCUUUAUCAGGUGAAUGUAGGAAGUAUUCCAUUGUUGCCAAAAAAUACAAUGUAAGGAACUCUGUUAUAUUUGUGGUCUUCCAAAUGAAAAUGAUGUAAUAUAAUAAAGAUUAAGAGACUUUAUGUCUAUUGAAAUGUA
This is a messenger RNA of Carcharodon carcharias (great white shark), 2241 nucleotides long. RefSeq names its product transmembrane protein 38A (gene tmem38a). Bases 334 to 1236 code for a protein of 300 amino acids. The transcript has 6 exons. The record is from RefSeq and is a predicted model, not a curated record. Gene Ontology annotation, cellular component: membrane. Gene Ontology annotation, biological process: potassium ion transmembrane transport. Gene Ontology annotation, molecular function: identical protein binding; potassium channel activity. NCBI's taxonomy places the organism in Eukaryota, Metazoa, Chordata, Chondrichthyes, Lamniformes, Lamnidae.